Molecule: messenger RNA, 3294 nt
Organism: Onychomys torridus (southern grasshopper mouse)
Lineage: Eukaryota; Metazoa; Chordata; Mammalia; Rodentia; Cricetidae
Gene: Hbp1
Product: HMG-box transcription factor 1
Exons: 11
Coding region: 123-1670 (515 amino acids)
Biological process (GO): regulation of transcription by RNA polymerase II
Cellular component (GO): nucleus
Molecular function (GO): RNA polymerase II cis-regulatory region sequence-specific DNA binding; DNA-binding transcription factor activity, RNA polymerase II-specific; RNA binding
Source: RefSeq, a predicted model, not a curated record
CGCUGCGGCGGGAGUCGCGGCGCGCAUCAGGGAAGCGGGCGGCCGUAAGGGAAUGCGCAGGCAAGCUGCUGGCGACGCUGUCGCGACAGGCGGCCGGCGUCGUGACGUCGGAGCACCAUAACAUGGUGUGGGAAGUAAAGACAAAUCAGAUGCCUAAUGCAGUACAGAAACUCCUGCUGGUGAUGGACAAGAGAGCGUCAGGAAUGAAUGACUCCUUGGAGUUGCUGCAGUGUAAUGAGAAUUUGCCAUCCUCUCCAGGAUACAACUCCUGUGAUGAGCACAUGGAGCUUGAUGACCUUCCUGAACUUCAGGCUGUUCAGAGUGAUCCUGCCCAGUCUGCCAUAUACCAGCUAAGUUCAGAUGUAUCUCAUCAAGACUAUCCAAGACCAUCUUGGAGCCAGAAUACCUCAGACAUAUCAGAAAAUGCUCACCGUGAAGAUGAGGUGGACUGGCUGACAGAAUUAGCAAAUAUUGCCACUAGUCCACAAAGUCCACUGAUGCAGUGCUCCUUCUACAACAGAUCAUCUCCUGUACACAUCAUAGCUACUAGCAAAAGUUUACAUUCCUAUGCACGCCCACCACCAGUGUCCUCUUCUUCAAAGAGCAGGCCAGCCUUCCCUCAUGACCACUGGAAGGAAGAAACACCAGUAAGACAUGAAAGGGCGAACAGUGAGUCCGAGUCUGGCAUUUUCUGCAUGUCCUCCCUGUCAGAUGACGAUGACCUAGGCUGGUGCAAUUCCUGGCCGGCAACUGUUUGGCACUGUUUUCUGAAAGGCACACGACUGUGCUUCCAUAAGGAAAACAAUGAGGAAUGGCAAGAUGUUGAAGACUUUGCUAGAGCCGAAGGCUGUGAUAAUGAGGAAGAGAUUCAAAUGGGCACUCACAAGGGCUAUGGUUCUGAUGGUCUAAAGUUGUUAUCCCAUGAAGAGAGUGUGUCAUUUGGUGAGUCUGUGCUGAAGUUGACAUUUGAUCCUGGUACAGUAGAAGAUGGCUUGCUUACUGUGGAGUGUAAGCUGGACCACCCAUUCUAUGUUAAAAAUAAAGGUUGGUCAUCAUUUUAUCCAAGCUUGACUGUGGUACAGCAUGGCAUUCCAUGUUGUGAAAUUCAUAUUGGUGACGUAUGUCUACCUCCUGGACACCCUGAUGCCAUUAAUUUUGAUGAUUCAGGUGUUUUUGAUACAUUUAAAAGCUAUGACUUCACACCUAUGGACUCUUCUGCAGUUUAUGUUUUGAGUAGUAUGGCUCGCCAGCGCCGUGCAUCUUUGUCUUGUGGAGGACCUGGUAGCACUCAAGAGUUUGCUGGCUCUGAAUUCAGUAAAAGCUGUGGUUCACCUGGGCCAUCACAGCUCUCCUCGGAUUCUCUGUAUGCUAAAGCUGUCAAAAGCCACAGCUCAGGGACUGUGAGUGCCACUUCUCCUAAUAAGUGCAAAAGACCAAUGAAUGCCUUCAUGCUUUUUGCCAAAAAAUACAGAGUUGAAUAUACUCAGAUGUAUCCAGGGAAAGAUAACAGAGCCAUUAGUGUGAUCCUUGGUGACAGGUGGAAAAAAAUGAAGAAUGAGGAAAGGAGGAUGUACACAUUAGAAGCAAAGGCUUUGGCUGAAGAACAGAAGCGUUUAAAUCCUGACUGUUGGAAAAGGAAAAGAACCAAUUCAGGCUCUCAACAACAUUAAACCUGAUGCUUGUAUUUUUAAAUCUGUAUCUGCCUAAGUACUGACUCUGGAUGGAAAAGCCUGGAAGACCUUGGUCUCACUGUUUGUGCUGAAUUUGAGUGACCAUAAGAUACCGAUAGCAUUGAGUCCUGAAAUGAUUUAAUGAGUGAGGAUUUGCUUUCUCCAUUAGAGCAUUAAGUAAGCUACAACUAUCAACAUUGUAAACCAAAUUGCCUUAUUUUCCUUCCAAACUUCAUAUAUGUCUAUCAGGUAAUAUAGGCUUGAAAAUUGAUAUCCUGUGGUGCUAAAGUACAGUAGAAAGAAAGAUGUGUAUACAUGUUUUAUUUUAAAUUGUAUGAAGGGGAAUUAAAAAAAAUAUGUAACUGCUGUUUAUACAUCAGCUCCUUACUGCUUAUUAAUCUGUAUUGUACCCACGAUAUCAGGAAUGAAGCAGAAGCUGGCCUUUUUGUGAGUAGCCAUCACAUGGCCCAGCAUCUGUGCCAAACACAGUCGCUUCUAGUCUGGCCAGUGCCAAGAGACAAUAUAACAUGGCAGGUAGAUGGUGUCAUUGUCCUAGCUAAAAGAGCCACCUGCUUCAGAUACCACAGACAUAUGCUGAGUGAAUGCACCAGGGGGCAGCACUCCUCCAUGAUUUCCAGAGGGGGCCAAACCUGACGGAGCUGCAGUUGGUUAAUAGCAUUUGGGAUAGUCACUGUAAUGGUGCUUUUGACAGUCGACACCAUUGUAUUUUAACUAUUCUCUUUCCUCAACCACACAUCUGACAUCUGUUUGUCACUGUUCUCUAUGGUGGGGCAGACUUUGCACUUACUGAAGUGCGACCCUUGCACUUUACUUCCCUCAGCUUCUAAACUAGAGCCAGGGCUGUGGCAGGACAACUGCUGCUGCUCUGAGCUACAAUCAUGGCUUCUCAUGUUACUUACCAAGUGGUAUUUUUGGUUAGGAAUCACAGCUGUAAAAUUGAUUUCAGUUCAUUACACUUCUUCAACAUGUUGCCCCUCAAUUUUGCACACUAUAUUCUUGUAUAUUAUUUGAAAUAAAAUUAAAGAAAAAAACUCUUUCUGGUUUCUGAUUGACUGACUGAAUUUAUGUAUAACUAUCAGAACAAUUUGACCAGCAGAUGGAAAAUGUUCAUGAUAAAAUGAAUUCUGGUGUUAUAACUAAGUUCCUGGUAGAUUUUUAAAAUCUACUCCAUUAUUAACAUUCUUUAAGACAAUAGAAAAAUAAGGACUUAUAUUUAUAGAGAGCCUUUGUAGAAAUUUUUAUUUUUUAGCUUGUCUUUGUUCCAAAGCCCAAGUGCCUGUUUUGAAUAAAAUGACAAAGUAUAAAGGAAACCUUGGCUUCAUUUAAAGAUGUAGCAACAUGUCAUAAGAACACUGAGUGUGCAUCUGUCUCAGCUCGGUUCUGCUGAUCACUUGCCUUGACUGCACAUCAGUAUCACUUUCAGGAUAGUCCUCUGUCAGGUGUGCAUUCAGGGACUCCCCAGUGUUGAUUCUAGAGUGAGAUUUGAAAACCAUUACUGUGGUUGGAGAAAGCAGGGUGAGCGAGCUUGUCCCUUGAGAAGCAAUGCAAGUGCAGGGAAUCAACAGCAUGAUGGUGCACGCGCGCGCACACACAUACACCUAAA